This is a messenger RNA of Somion occarium, 3000 nucleotides long. NCBI's taxonomy places the organism in Eukaryota, Fungi, Basidiomycota, Agaricomycetes, Polyporales, Cerrenaceae. The record is from the annotation of a GenBank genome assembly.
UUGACCAGAACCGUCACCUACCGAGGUUGGAUGUGUCUCUCAUCUUGACGCACGCCAGAGCUUUCUCAUUUUACCUGUCUUUUCUUCUUUAACUCUGACCAUAACCUAGGAGCACUCUAGUAAGACGAAGGUCCCGUUCUCCAAAUGACAUCCGUGGAGGGUGUGCCAGCCUGCCUGUUGACGACCGUCCCUGUCGUACAACCUCCGCACCUGGAGGGCGACCCGAGCCUUGCCACGGAAAUACUUCCGGGUCCCCCCUCGUUGCAAUCUAUCCAGCAAGGUCUAGCUCGCAAAGAUCACAAAAAGUUAGGACCAGCCUUUUCGUACUUGCCUGUCUCUGAUCCGGGCACCACGUACGGGGGGCAUAUGGUAACUCCAAUGACUACCGCUCCCAACGAGGUCGACGGACCUCGCAGGAAGCGAGCGAGACUGGAUAAGACUUCUGCUACUAGUAGGGCGCAACGUGCCUCUGCUCGCAAUCUCACGGCGCUGGGCGCACCAGAAGCAUCUAUACCUCUCGAAUCGGUGGCAUCCACUUCACAGCUCAUUCCUGAUUCUGACCCCCUCGCUCCUGGUCCUGAUUCUGACGAUGCUAUGAUGUCUGGCUCAAACUCGGUACCUCCUGGUGAAGAAGUUGGGUAUAAUGCGUCGAACGCACGGGCGAGGAGGGAAAAGGGAAAAGAUAAGGAGAGGGAUUCUGGAGUGAGGGUGAAAGACGAGCCUGUGGCGUUUGCCCUGCAGUCUUUUGAGCCAUCCCCUGCUCUUCCCAACGAAGAUCACUGUUCGGCGUGCCGAUCUUUUGGAUCCUUAGUUUACUGCGAUGGUUGCCCAAGGGCUUAUCAUUUGUGGUGUCUUAAUCCUCCUAUGGAAGCCUCUGACUUACCAGAAGGCGAUUCUCGAUGGUUUUGUCCCGCCUGUAUACGUCGUCAGAAUCCGCCUCCAAAGCCUCUUGCAUCCCUGAAAUUUAUGGCCCCUCUUAUCACUCAUGUUCAAACCAUCCUUCCUUCCGAGUAUCAAUUGCCCUUAGAUAUCCGGACGUUCUUCAAAGACGUCGGCACUAGUAGUAGAGGAACAUAUGUUGACACCUCCGAAAUCAAACCUCCUCGUCUCAAUCGUCAUGGCCAACUUGAAGAUCGUGAACCUUACCGUUUGAAGGAUAGAAAUGGCGAGCCGAUUCUGUGUUUCAAAUGCGGCACCUCCGCUCUUCCUCGGGGUGUGGCAGCAGCAGCUCCAGCGGCCAAACGGGCAAGGAGGUCGACUAGCGCUCUUGCUAGCAAUUCCGAGAGCAGCGGGCGUAUGAUCAUUAGCUGCGACUACUGUCAUCUCAAUUGGCACUUAGAUUGCCUGGAUCCUCCCUUAUCUUACAUGCCUCCUUGGGGUAGAAAGUGGAUGUGUCCUAAUCAUGCCGAACAGAUUCUUAAACUUAAGAAGCGUAUCCCUCGUCAAUCCCAGCCUAUUGAGGUGACGAAACCAGGGCAAUUCAACAAUGGCAACAUUGAGAUCAUACAUCCAGAGCUUUCCCCAAUCGUGCAAAGCAAAGUGGCUGUCGAUGAAGUGCUGAUCAAUGGAAGACGAUAUCGAGUGCCAGAAAGAGUCAUAACUAUGGACUUCUGGAAUAAGGCCAAUGGCAAAGGGGAAGAGAUAGAAGUCGAGUCUGAAGUUGAUCAUGAAAUGAGCAGCGGUCUGUCUUCGCCACUGACGGAGCUCAGCUCGCUAUCAGAAAUCGAAGAGACACCUCAACCGUCUGUCCCGAAAGUAGGAUUGUUCGAUAUGGACGAGCUGAAAGCAGCGCUUUUCCUUUGUCACCUACAAAACCAAACUGCGACGUCAAGCACUGAGUCGGCUAAACACACUAAAGAUACCGAGCUUGACGUCUCAGAACGAGACAUGAGGGCAAAGACGAAGGAUGGCCCUCUCCUCGAAUCGAAGGUCACCCCGCUUGCUAACGGUAUCUCGAAAGGCGAACAAUCGCUGUCUAAACGCCAAUCAAGAGCAAGUUCAGCCAGGGUCGCCUCUACGAAAGUUUCCAAGAUUUUGACCCCGCAACCAGCUGCAACUGGAACAAGGUCGAGGUCCAAACGACCAGCAGUUGUAGAACAGUCAGACGAUCCUAUAGAAGAUGUUCCGCCGUCCUUCUCUGUGCCUGUACUGCGAGGAUCACGUUCGAAAUCUCAUCAUCAGGAUGCCUUCCCUGCCUCUCUGUCCCUCCCUUCACGUAAUGGUGUCGAUGGCGCCGAAUCGAUAUCAGGGGGUCCUCAACAAACCGCAUCUACUCCUACAGAAGAACCAUCCUCUAGCCGAACGUCUACAAGGCCAAAGAGGACACGCCAGGCUCCCCCGAGUGAAUCCGAUGGUGACACUCCAAAGCGUUCACCGGAUCCGGUGGAAGAGCAAGCACCUGUGGCGUCCAGCUCCCGCCCAAAGCCGUUACCCUCCCAGCCUGCUCAGCCUCCAAGGAAGCGUGGGCGGCCCAAGGGUUCCACCACGAAGCCAGUUACCUCUGCGCCCGGAAAGAACGCCGUUCCUACCACUCCUUCCGUGCCAGUGAAGACAGAUCCUGGUGUAACGACCACGCCAUCGUUGAAGAUUCGUCUGCCUCGUUUAGGGAGCCUCAACCAGCAGACGAACGUUGCGCCAGCUGUUUCCAACGAUAUUGAGAUCGCGGGUCCUUCCAGUCCGCCAAGCGGUCGCCGCAAGAGUAAGAGAGCGGGACAAGGCACUCGCGUUCACCAACGAUCACAUCCACGGCAAACCUCUUCAUCGAGGACUUCUGCUACAGACGUUCCUUUGUCAGUCCAGCCUGAUUCUAUCUUGCAGUCGAGUUAGACUUUAGUAUUUCGAUGCAUAGAUGAUUGUAGCGGUUAUCGAUUGAGAAGUAGUAGAUAUACAUGUACUGUGUCACACAUGCGAGUACAAUAUCGCCUGUAAUAUUCCAACUCUAGUACUUCUUUUUGUCUUCACGUCGUGACGCAUAGAGUUUUACUCAAGACCGUUGAUCGA